UUUGUAAAAUUCAGGUAACUUAGACCCACAGUAAAAUUGAUCAUCACGCCUCCCCCCCCCCUCUCUCUCUCUCUCUCUACCAAACCCUAGACCAUUUGAGCUACAAUCGAGUGCGUUUUUCAAGUGAAAAUGACGACGGAAGUGAAGCUCCACAUCUACGAUGUCACCAACAGCGAAUCUGAUAAAACUAACAACACUAUUCUUCAAAUUAACAAAAUCUUCAAAGACGGUAUUGGCCUUGGUGGCAUUUUCCAUAGCGCUGUCCAGGUUCACGGAGAGGAAGAGUGGUCUUUUGGCUACUGUGAGGAAGGUUCUGGAGUUUUUAGUUGCCCUUCUGGGAAGAAUCCUAUGUAUACAUACCGCGAGUGCAUUGUGCUCGGCAAAACAAACUGUUCAAUUCUCAAGGUUGCACAGAUUCUGAGGGAACUUAGUAGAGAAUGGCCUGGACAAUCUUAUGAUUUACUAUCGAAAAAUUGCAAUCACUUCUGUGAUGAGUUUUGUCAAAGGCUUGGAGUGCCCAGACUUCCUGGCUGGGUAAACAGGUUUGCCAAUGCUGGCGAUACUGCUGUAGAGAUUGCUGGAAACACUGCUUUCCGGUUGAGGCAGGCAAAGACUGAGAUUGUAACAGCAAGCAAAGUGGCAUAUCGUUUCCUUCUAGGUGUUGAUUCAAAUUCUGCGGCUUCUACAGAAUCUACCAACAGAGUUUGUCCUCCCAGAUUCCAGACUGAUUGGUUUAAAAGCCUUGUCUCUGCUGGUCCUAAACUAUCCAGUAAUUCAGAGGUUGGAGUAGGCGACGGGGAUGCCCUCUUGCAACAAAGACCAACAGAGGCCCUUUAAUUCAGAGACAAAUAUAGGAUCUGUUGUUUUAAUGUAUUAGCAACAUGAUGUAUGGAGAUUGGAGGGUGUUUCACCCGGUAGGAUCUGCUGUUUGUGGAUUUGUAAAGACAGCUGCAAAGGCGUUCAGAAUAUUUUCUUGUAUGAAUCUUUGUAAAAUGUUUCUUCGUGCAUUUGUUAUUUACAUGUCCAUUCUUGUAUGCUACUAGUCCACGGUUCAGUAAUAUGUCCACAAUUCUUUUUCUCUUCGUUCA
Molecule: messenger RNA, 1088 nt
Organism: Daucus carota subsp. sativus
Lineage: Eukaryota; Viridiplantae; Streptophyta; Magnoliopsida; Apiales; Apiaceae
Product: deSI-like protein At4g17486
Exons: 4
Coding region: 130-837 (235 amino acids)
Biological process (GO): protein deubiquitination
Molecular function (GO): deubiquitinase activity
Source: RefSeq, a predicted model, not a curated record